Messenger RNA from Opisthorchis viverrini, 270 nucleotides. RefSeq lists its product as hypothetical. The coding region runs from base 1 to 270 and encodes 89 amino acids. The transcript has a single exon. The record is from RefSeq and is a predicted model, not a curated record. NCBI's taxonomy places the organism in Eukaryota, Metazoa, Platyhelminthes, Trematoda, Opisthorchiida, Opisthorchiidae.
AUGGGUGCAAGUCUCAUGCAUGCAGCAGAAGUUCUGGUGAAGAGUUCAACAGUGGGGCCAAAAACACUGGACAGCCUUGGGAACGGUCAUAGUGGAUUGUCCGAACUAGAGGUGCUGGACCUGGAGAAAGUUCGUUUUUUAGGUAUCAGAGAAUGUAUUGAUACCAAAGUUGAUGGGCAAGACUUGCCGGUGGAGCAGCAAGUUAAUAACAAAUCAUGCAGCCAAGAGCGCGGCUGUAAACACAUGACUUCGCCCCGAUUCGCUAUAUGA